This is a messenger RNA of Morchella importuna, 1731 nucleotides long. RefSeq lists its product as uncharacterized. Bases 1 to 1731 code for a protein of 576 amino acids. The transcript is spliced from 3 exons. The record is from RefSeq and is a predicted model, not a curated record. Gene Ontology annotation, molecular function: FAD binding; oxidoreductase activity. Lineage: Eukaryota; Fungi; Ascomycota; Pezizomycetes; Pezizales; Morchellaceae.
AUGCGUCCCAUCUUCCAAACCCUCAUAACUUCUACCUUCCUAUUACAGACAGCAAUAACCACCACCUCAAGCCCUCAAUGCCGCUGUCUUCCAUCUUCCCCAUGCUGGCCCACUUCCUCUGAAUGGACCGCUCUAAACCAGACCGUCUCUGGCAAACUCCUUGCCGCCCACCCUGUCGGCUCUGUUUGUCACGACCCCACAUACGACGCAGCCGCCUGCGCCGAUGCUACAACAAACUGGAGCUCCUCAAGUUGGCGCGGUGAUAGGCCCGGCGGCAUGGUCGGAGUCAACUGGGAGGUAACCCGCAACGAAACGUGUUACAUUACCACACAGCGCAACAGCACAUGCGGACAAGGCCGUAUACCAGUCUACUCCAUUGCUGCCACGACCCCCGAGGAUAUCCAGACGGGUGUCAACUUUGCGCGUACGCACAACUUGCGGCUGUCGAUCAAGAAUACCGGGCAUGAUUUCCUAGGACGAUCAGCGGCGAAGGGGUCGUUGCAAAUCUGGACGCAUGCUAUGAAGAGCAUUAAACUUACUGAUGAUUUCCGACCUGCAGGGUGUAGCCCCGAAAAGAAGGGUGAGUCAGCGGUGACAAUUGGCGCAGGAGUGCAGUUGCGAGAGCUGUACAAAGCGGCCAUGGAAGGUAACCGGACCUUUGUUGCUGGGUUUGCGAGUACCGUAGGUGCCGCAGGCGGGUAUAUCCAGGGUGGCGGACACUCAGCAUUUGGGCCGUGGCAGGGAAUGGGCAGCGAUAAUGCGUUGGAGUUUAGGGUUGUUGUUGCGGAUGGGUCUCAUGUCAUUGCGAACGAAUACCAGAACACUGACCUCUACUGGGCCCUCCGAGGCGGCGGCGGCGGUACAUUCGGCGUCGUAACCAGUGUCACGCUCCGGACAUUUCCAGACGUCCCCAUGGUCAUAGCGCUGUAUAAUUUCACCGCGCCCGCCGAUGAGUACUACAACUUCCUCACAGACUUCUACAACUACGUCCCCGCCAUUAGUGAUGCCGGUGGCUCUGGUUAUCAUUUCAUGUUCAACAACCCCCCACAGCCAAAUUUCAAGUUGACAAACUUCUUCCUCAACCAGACAAACACAUCAGCAGUGAGCGCCAUAUACGCACCUCUUGUCUCAGCCUGCAAAUCGAACACCUCCGAAACAGUAUUCCAGUCCCUCCUCCUCCCUAGCGCAGCAACAUUUAUGUACUCCCGCCUUACUGGCACCGAGCUUGCCGGCUACAACGCCGUUCUCGGCUCCCGUCUCAUCUCCCGCACCUUCAUGGACUCAGAGACCGGGCCCGAGAAGCUCGUACAUGUGCUGCGCGCGCUCGCGCCGAACCAGGGCUCAGAAUUCACGGGGCACCAGGUGGCUGGUGGAAAGGUUGCACAGAAUGCACACAUCGACAGCGCGAUCAACCCAGCAUGGCGCCGGGCGAUCAUGCAUCUGACGUUCCAUCGGGGAUGGUAUGACGACACGCCAGUGGCAGCACAGGAGGCCAUUACAAAGAACAUCACGAACGUGGAGAUGGGGAUGGUGAAGGCGUUGGAGCCGGAUAUGGGCGCGUAUCUGAACGAGGCAGAUCCAAACGAUGAAGACUGGCAGAAGAUAUUCUGGGGGGAUAACUAUGAGAGGUUGGGGGCGGUGAAGAAGGAGUGGGACCCGCAGGAUGUCUUUAUGUGCUACCCUUGUGUGGGUGCGGAGAGAUGGGACCGCGAGGGUAUCUGUAGGGUUUAG